Saccharomycodes ludwigii is the source of this 1677-nucleotide messenger RNA. It is a transcript of the gene APJ1, whose product is annotated as Apj1p. Gene Ontology annotation, molecular function: Hsp70 protein binding. The record is from RefSeq and is a predicted model, not a curated record. Lineage: Eukaryota; Fungi; Ascomycota; Saccharomycetes; Saccharomycodales; Saccharomycodaceae. Gene Ontology annotation, biological process: protein refolding. Gene Ontology annotation, cellular component: cytoplasm; nucleus; cytosol. Bases 1 to 1677 code for a protein of 558 amino acids. The transcript has a single exon.
AUGACAAAUAACAAUAACUUAGAUUACUACUCCAUACUAGAAGUGUCCAAGAAAGCAACAUUACAAGAAAUAAAAAAAGCAUAUAAAUUAAAGGCAUUAAAAUACCAUCCAGAUAAAAAUAACCAUAGCGAAGAAAGUAAAACCAAAUUUCAGGAAAUAUGCGUGGCGUAUGAAGUUUUAACUGAUACAGCAAAAAGAAAUAAAUUUGAUAAAUAUGGAACGAUUGAUGAUACGGAGAUAUAUCGUAAACAGCAGCUGCAACGCCAAAAACAACGUCAACAACGUAAUACAUAUAACAACAGCAAUACUAAUCGAGGAUAUGCGGAUACCGGGAUGAGUGCAGCCGAUAUAUUUUCCCAAUUCUUUGGAUCAGAUCCCUUUUUUAGCCAUCAUGGUUAUAAAAAUAGUACUACCGAUAGUAGUUAUACUAAUACUAGUAGCAAUAUUCAUGCUGAAAAUGGCAACGAAUCUGAAGAAGAAGAGGAGCUUAGGGGACCAGAUAUUAAUCACAAUUUGAAAUGUACCUUGGAUGAUUUGUAUUUAGGUAAAUCGUGCAAGUUAGCAAUGAAAAGAUCUAAAGUUUGUGUUAAAUGUCAGGGAACAGGUGGAUCAAGAAGUAUAAGUAGCUGUAACAAGUGUCAAGGUAAAGGUGUAAUAACGGAUGUACGCAAAAUGGGACCAUUAAUACAAUCUUGGAGUAGCACAUGCAAAUAUUGUCACGGUACUGGUGAAUUUACUAAAUUUCUAAAUGUUUGCAACAUAUGUAAUGGACAAGGUUAUGUUAGUGAAAAAACAAUUUUUGAUGUCAAAGUUGAGCGCGGGAUGAAAAACGGUUCUGCCAUUAUAUUACCUGGACAAGCUGAUGAAGUUAUUGAAACAGAAUAUGGCCACGAAAGAGUAAUACCAGGCGAUGUAAUUAUAACUUUAACUUUAUCUGAUGACAGAAUAAGUAGAGGCGCAAUCAAGUUAAUUAAUAACGGCCAAGACCUAUAUAUACCAGAUUUUAAAGUUGAUUUGAAAACCAGUUUGUGUGGUGGUACUAUUUUUAUUCCAAGUUCAAUUCACCCUAAAAAAAUAUUGUUAAAAAUUACCGUGUUGCCAGGGGAAUUGUUGAAACCUGGCUGCGUUAAAAAUAUAGAAAAUUUGGGCAUGCCUAUAGAAGUGGAAAGUAAACAAUAUGGUAAUUUAUAUAUAAAAUUCAGUGUCCAAUAUCCUGAUAAGUUGAAUACUGAUACAAUAGUGAAAUUAAGUGAUAUAUUUGAUAAAGAUGAAAACGUUAUGAAGGUAAUUAAAAGUUGUGAACAACUGAAUAAAAAACGUGACAUCAAUGAAACUUUUUUCAAUAAAAAUUCUACAGCCGGUAGUAGUGCUAGCAGCAGCAGCAGCAGUAGUAGUAGUAGUAGCAACAAUAGUAGUAGUAGGGUUAAUGAUCUCGGUAGUAAUUGUACUAAUAGCGUUGAUAAUGAUGAUGAAGAUUUGCAAGAGAUGGAAGAACAUCUUUUCGGUGGUUUUGUUCCUGAUUUUAAGGGUCUAAAUAAAGAUGAUCAUGAUAGAAAUAAAAAAAGGUAUUACCACGGUACUCCUGGUGGGAAUUACGACAGUGGCAGUAAAAAGAAAAGAUACAAUAAUAACAGCAAUAGUGCCACUGCUACUAAUAAACAUAGCAAUGAAGAAUAA